GUGUGUGUGUGUGUGUGUGUGUGAGUUACGGGUGCGUACAGUAUUACAACAUGGCUGAGCAGAAGAUUGGAGACAAACUCCUGUCCAUCAGGGGCUUCGUCUUUGCUGAAAAAUACAAGGACAUCCUCACACCGCAGUACAUGGACAGUCUGGGGACAUUCCAGAUCAAAGACGAUGACGUGUUUAUUGUUACCUUCCCUAAAUCAGGUACGGUUUGGAGUCAACGCAUUGUGACACUGCUGUAUGAGGAUAAGUUUCCUGAGGCUGUGAAUCAGACAUCAUUUGAACAGAUGCCAUGGCUGGAGAUACCCCAGGAGGGGCUGGACUAUAACACUCGCCGCUCCCCCCGCCUCUUCUGCUCUCACCUUCCAGAGCACCUCAUUCCCCGUGGUCUACAGGACAAAGGAAAGAUCAUCUAUGUGAUGAGGAACCCCAAAGACAUCAUGGUGUCCUACUUUCACUUCUCUCAUUACCUUAAGGCCUUAAAGCCGGCAGAGACGUACAAUGAGGUGAUGGAGAAAUUCUUCAGCGGGCAGAUGUUCGGCGGCUGCUGGUUUGAUCACAUUAAAGGCUGGUACACCAACAAGGACAAAUACAACAUCCUGUUCCUCAGCUAUGAAGAGAUGAUCAGGGACCUGAGAGGUGCCAUUGUGAAGAUCUGUGAGUUUUUGGGUAAAAAUGUAUCAGAUGAGGUCAUCAACAGCGUGGUGGAGAAAACGAGCUUCAACAACAUGAAGAAAGACCCGAAAGCCAACUACACAUUUUUACCUGAUGAUAUUGCAAAUUUUGGGAAAUAUGGUUUCCUCCGCAAAGGUACAGUGGGAGACUGGAAGAACUCUCUGACCGUGGCACAGAAUGAACACUUUGACCGUGUUUAUCAGGAACGAAUGAAAGACCUGCCGCUUGACUUUGUUUGGGACGUCACUGAUCUACAUGCAUAACACACUCUGAUCAUGAUGGAUGCUGUUAUUGUUGGGAAUAUAGUGAAUAUAAGUAGCAUUUCUAAUGAUGAUCCAUAAUGUGUAUUCUCAUGUGUGUGCAAAAAUGUUAUGACUGAAACUAUGCUGAAACUCAUGUAAUCAUCGAAUGCACCUAUGCACAUUGCACAUACUUCUGCAAACUCUGAUCCUUUUUCUCAUAUUGGGUAAGAGGAGACUCUGUACAGGUUGUGACAAGAAACUUAACUUCUCUGCAGCAGGACCAGUAGUUCCGCGAAUAACAUGUCCGUUUAUUUCUGUGAACCUUGGACAUUGUAUCAUCUGCACUUACACUCAUGAUUACAUUAUCUGCUCAGGAACAGUCACACCCUGUGUGACGCACAUGUUGUACCUUAAAUAAGCACAAAUAGUGAGGGGAGAAAGAUGGAAAACGACUAGCACGCUGCUCUCACCGUCACUUGUUUAGAUUUAAUCUCAACAUCCAAAACAGUCACAAAACCAAAUGAAACAGUUAUUUUUAACAAAACAGUUCCAGUUGGCAUCACAACAAACAUUUAAAUCUUUUUUCUUAACAUAAAACAUGAAUAUGAAAUCAAUCAGGUUAGACACUACUGGCGACCAAAUUUAAGUCUCCAUGUGGAGUUCUACUGCUGGACCAUGUGCUUCAUGUAGCUAACUCAGUUAAACAAACACUAAUAAAACUAAUAGAGUUAUAGAAAGAAUAUAAAUCUUUACUAUUUUCUACAACAAUAAAGAUAUGAUUACCAACAA
Messenger RNA from Clarias gariepinus (North African catfish), 1709 nucleotides. Its product is annotated as amine sulfotransferase-like. Lineage: Eukaryota; Metazoa; Chordata; Actinopteri; Siluriformes; Clariidae. Gene Ontology annotation, biological process: sulfation. Bases 51 to 941 code for a protein of 296 amino acids. Gene Ontology annotation, molecular function: sulfotransferase activity. The transcript is spliced from 6 exons. The record is from RefSeq and is a predicted model, not a curated record. Gene Ontology annotation, cellular component: cytoplasm.